Messenger RNA from Angiostrongylus costaricensis, 3262 nucleotides. NCBI's taxonomy places the organism in Eukaryota, Metazoa, Nematoda, Chromadorea, Rhabditida, Metastrongylidae. The record is from the annotation of a GenBank genome assembly.
CAUACCUCGUGUACCAAUGUUGUAUCCAGAGCCAAAAGUUCCAGCGAAUCAGUACGACGAGGAUUUCCGUUUGAGGAUUAAAGAAGCAAGUAUUUAGCACUUGUACUUUUCAACUUGUCAGUACUAUUGGGUGAUUUUUCAGUACAUUUUAUUUCAUUAUAAAGACGAUCCAAGCAAAUAUGACGGUGCUAUUACGGAAAUCAUGAAUAUGAAGCAGACUAUAAGCAGCUCUUAUGCCGAUGUCGAAACUGCAUGUGUACUGAAGCGUUAUUAUGCUCAAUUGUUGAUGAUGAAGAACCGCUUUCCUAUGGAAGAAGGCGAUUCCAUAAAGGUUUUGUACUGUUGGUACGUUCAUGUUCUUCAACUAUUUGCUACCAGCAUCAAAAACGCAUUUAUGCAUUUUCAAUACGCAGCGUGGCCACUGCAACAUCUUCGCGACAAUUUGAACGCUUCGAAAUAUGCUUCCAUUGAUUUUGACAAGGAGUUACUAACGUUCUUCAUCAAAGUUCUCUUGGGUCAAGCUCAAGAAUGUUUAUUGGAAAAGAGUCUAAUAGAUCAUCGUAGCAAUGUAGUUGUAACUAAACUUGCCGUACAUCUACGCGACAGAUAUCAGGAAUGUUUGCGUCAUCUUGAGAAUUCUAAUCUGUGCGACUACGUUUCCUCAAAGAAAUUCAAGGUUAGAUCGUGCACCUAUUUGUUGUUUGACAACAAUGUUUGGUACGGCUACUAUAAAUUAGCAGAUGAUCAUCUAAGCUCAAUUAUGAAGUUAGCAGAAAAGGAAGAUCGAGAGUCGAUGAAGGCUUCCAUAUCCUUCCUCGCUGAUGUUGUCGUUACAAAGUUAAAUAAUGCGAAGAAAGAGAAUGAAUUCAUCUUCCAUGAUCGAGUUCCGAGUUCGCAAGAGCUUUGUGAAAAACUAGAGGGUCUGUGCAAGGUACGACCUCUAUCUUUCGAUCCACUCGACAUAUCUGUAGGAGGCGAGGACUUGUUCGGCGCAUUACUGCCUGCAGGGGUUAUAAAAGCUGUGUCUGAGUACGAGGAGGAGAAGGAUAGGCUGAAACGUGAAGUAGUAGAACGAGUCAGUAGAAAGGACGAUGAAUUGAAGUGGGUCUUUUUUAAUCAUGCCUUCCUGGUUUCUUUGCGCAUAGAUGAAAUUGACUUGGAAGUGGAUUCGGCAGCUCCUAAUUUUCCCGAUAUGUUGCUUGAGAGAAAUGCAGCUCUAACAGCUCAACCAGAUGCUAUACCGAAGCUGCUUGAAAACUUACAGAGGGUUAGUGACCUUGCUCGUGAAGCGGAUACAAAGCUUGGUGAACUAACAGGGCGUAUGAGUGAUGUAGACCUUCCUCAAAUUACGGAAGAUGAGGGUUAUAAGGCGGUUAAAAAAGAAUUAGACAGGCUCACGGAGCACCAUCAGAAGGCGAGUAUUUUAUUGAUAUCGUACAAUUGUUGUUUUCGGUCCAACAAUGUGGAGCUACACAAAGCAAUCGCUGCUCACACUACGAACCUCCACUUGCUUAGUCUUCCUAUAUCUGAGCUUAGAAACAAGCUCUCGGGUCCACCUAUCAAUGCCGGUUCCACACCAGAAGGUGAGGCUCUUCGACGCUUGCUUGAGAAAACACGAGAGAUGCAAACCCAACGCAGUUCGCUAGUACAGAGACUCACAGAAGAGAUCAAUAAUGAUAAUAUAGCAAAAAAGUUGCUCUCAGAAAGAGAUUCGGACCAUAAGGAGACGUAUAUUGUUGAGCUGAAAAAGCACGAAAGCACCAAAAAAUACAUUGAUGCUAACCUUGAUGCUCAGGAAAAGAUCCUUUCGGCGCUUACAGAAGCCAAUGCUGAUUUUUCUGAAUUCAGAAAGAAAAUCAAGACACUGUUGAAUACGCGUUCGGAACACAUAAUGACACUGGUCACGGCUUAUGAUGUUUACUGUGAUGUUUGCAGUAAGGUGGAGGAUGGACGAAAUUUUUAUGUGAAGCUGCUGGAUCGCCUGAACAAGCUAGCAGUCGCCGUUGAGGGAAUUGAAACAGCAUGUAAGGUUGUUUUUUACGCGUUUUUUCUCUUCGGUUCAGAUAGUCUUAUGGAUUUUGGAGCUGAAAAACAACGUCGUGAAGCAGAGAAAAGAUCACAAGAAGAGAAAAUAGCAGCAUUUAAGCAAGCUAAUGAAGCGCCAGUUUUGCCGGUACAGGGAUUUGACCAGCACUCUCAGAAUACUUCCGAGAUCAGUCUGAAGAAUUCCGGUACUCAUCCAUGGGCUUCAUGCCUUCCCCAGCAGCAGGCACAAUUACCACCUGAUCAGUUGAUAUUAUCUAAGAAUGGUGCUUCAAACUUACCGACUAGCGUGCUGCCAACCUCUGCUCUAUCCAGCACUUCCUUACUUGAACGUAAUCCCGAAAUUGGCAUGCACACAAUCACUGGAUUACAAGUGAAUCAACAUGCACCGAUGACCUACCAGCAAGGACAUGAAUCCGUCAAUUCAGGAAUUACUAGUAUGCCACAAGCUCAUCCGAUGAGCAAAACAGUGUUAGAGAAGCAGGCAUUACAGCAUAGCAUACCUCCAUUACCCCAAACGUCACAUUUAAUUCGACAGCCGCCUCAAUUAGCAUCCAUACCAGCUUCCAGUGUUUCACCAUGGCAUUCUAAGGUGGUACAAAAUGUGAUGCAGUCGCCGUGGCAUGCAGGAGUUUCCGUCAAUACACUAAUGUCAGGCAAUUUACCAGUCCCUCCUGUUCAACUACAACAAUUCCAACAAAGUCAAUUGCUUCAAGACCAUGCAAAGGCUUUGGAAACACCUCAUAAAAAUGUCCCUAAUGUGGAUCUUCUGGAUGGGUUACCUGAGAACAACAAUCUACCGCCUGCGAUGAUUCCAUCUUCAAAAUCCGUGGAAAAUCAAAAUUUACUACAAACGUGUGCACCAUCGUUAUCAUCUUCAUCUGAGACGUUAACACUAUCUGCUAUUCAUCGUCUACCUGACACUGUUGGUAAUCCAGAUGAACAAAGUCAAGUGUCACGCCCUGCCGCCGCUGUAAUGCCUAUCCAAUACCAAGACACUCAUAGUACUUGUACGGAAACUGAACAAUCAACUUCUCGUAUACUACCGCUAUCGGACAUAACAGAUCCGACGAAGUUCGAACUUGGACCGUGUGAUAAAACUCGUCUGGAGAAACGCCUACUUCAUGAACAUAUUCGUAGCGGUGGGGACACUCCAUUACCAAAGCUGGAUCCUAAUGAUCCGUUGAAUACCAUUGAUCCUUUCUGGAAGACAAGAUGA